AUGGCCGAACAGCUUAAUCUAUCGAACUUUGAAGAUGCACGCACUUAUCUUCGUAAACUACGUGAGGACCAAAUUCGAGAUGCAGCCAUGGUGGUCCAGAUAUGGGAAGAAGUCCUUAUGAAUUAUGCCUACAACCUAGGAGAUGAAUUAUGGUUAAUUUAUGAACAAGUGUGUAUUGCUGCACUUGACUGUCGACGACCAGAUCUAGCAAUGGUUUGUAUAGAAGAACUUGAAGCCAAAUUUCCAAAGAGUCUGCGUGUUACGCGCCUAGAAGGAAUGUUCUACGAGUCACAAGACAGAUAUGACAAGGCACAGCAGCUGUAUGACCACAUCUUAUCUGAAGAUGAAACUAAUAUGUUUGCCCGCAAACGACAAGUUGCUAUCCUGAAGGCACAAGGGAAGAUUCCAGAAGCUAUAGCCAAACUGAAUGAUUAUUUAAAAGAAUUUAUGACUGAUUUUGAAGCAUGGAUGGAACAGUGUGAUUUGUAUAUAGCUGAAAUGGAUUAUGCAAAAGCUUCUUUCUGCAUGGAAGAGUUAAUCCUGUCUAAUCCACACAACCAUCUUUAUCAUCUUAAGUAUGCAGAAAUUAAAUACACCCAAGGUGGAUCGGAGAAUUUAGAAAUUGCUAGAGCUUAUUUCAGUGAAGCUGCUAAACUGAACCCGCGCAAUCUUCGCAGUUUAUUUGGUUUAUUAAUGACUGCAAGUGGUUUAGCUGUUUAUCAGGCCAAGAAUGCACGGGAACGGCAAGCUAACACAAAAUAUGCCCUGUGGGCGGCUGAGCAGAUCACUGAAAUCUAUCAGAGUGAAUUAAAUAAGAAACAAGUGGGUGAAAUGAAAGUGAUGGAAACCAUUGAAAAAUUGUUGUCUUCGCUGCAGCUUCCUCCUGGGAACUGA
Acanthosepion pharaonis is the source of this 894-nucleotide messenger RNA. The record is from the annotation of a GenBank genome assembly. NCBI's taxonomy places the organism in Eukaryota, Metazoa, Mollusca, Cephalopoda, Sepiida, Sepiidae.